Messenger RNA from Capra hircus (goat), 3436 nucleotides. RefSeq names its product COP9 signalosome subunit 2 (gene COPS2). NCBI's taxonomy places the organism in Eukaryota, Metazoa, Chordata, Mammalia, Artiodactyla, Bovidae. The transcript has 13 exons. Gene Ontology annotation, cellular component: COP9 signalosome. Gene Ontology annotation, biological process: protein deneddylation. The record is from RefSeq and is a predicted model, not a curated record. Gene Ontology annotation, molecular function: protein binding. Bases 77 to 1429 code for a protein of 450 amino acids.
CGCCUCUGAGCCGCUGAGGAUUGUGGGAGGAGGUUGUCUCCAAUUUCUCCUCCCCCCUCCCCCCGUCCCAGCCAAGAUGUCUGACAUGGAGGAUGAUUUCAUGUGCGAUGAUGAGGAGGACUACGACCUGGAAUACUCUGAAGAUAGUAACUCUGAGCCAAAUGUGGAUUUGGAAAAUCAGUACUAUAAUUCCAAAGCGUUAAAAGAGGAUGACCCAAAAGCAGCAUUAAGCAGUUUCCAAAAGGUUUUGGAACUUGAAGGUGAAAAAGGAGAAUGGGGAUUUAAAGCACUGAAACAAAUGAUUAAGAUUAACUUCAAGUUGACAAACUUUCCAGAAAUGAUGAACAGAUAUAAACAACUAUUGACCUAUAUUCGGAGUGCUGUCACAAGAAAUUAUUCUGAAAAAUCCAUUAAUUCUAUUCUUGAUUAUAUCUCUACUUCUAAGCAGAAUUCUGAUUUUUUAUGUCAGAUGGAUUUACUGCAGGAAUUCUAUGAAACAACACUGGAAGCUUUGAAAGAUGCUAAGAAUGACAGACUGUGGUUUAAGACAAACACAAAGCUGGGGAAAUUAUAUUUAGAACGAGAGGAAUAUGGAAAACUUCAAAAAAUUUUACGCCAGUUACAUCAGUCCUGCCAGACUGAUGAUGGAGAAGAUGACCUGAAAAAAGGCACACAGUUAUUAGAAAUAUAUGCUUUGGAAAUUCAGAUGUACACAGCACAGAAAAAUAACAAAAAACUUAAAGCACUCUAUGAACAGUCACUUCACAUCAAGUCUGCCAUCCCUCAUCCAUUGAUCAUGGGAGUUAUCAGAGAAUGUGGUGGUAAAAUGCACUUGAGAGAAGGUGAAUUUGAAAAGGCACACACUGAUUUUUUUGAAGCCUUUAAGAAUUAUGAUGAAUCGGGAAGUCCAAGACGAACCACUUGCUUAAAAUAUUUAGUCUUAGCAAAUAUGCUAAUGAAAUCGGGAAUAAAUCCAUUUGACUCACAGGAGGCCAAACCUUACAAAAAUGAUCCAGAAAUUCUAGCAAUGACGAAUUUAGUAAGUGCCUAUCAGAAUAAUGACAUCACUGAAUUUGAAAAGAUUCUAAAAACAAAUCACAGCAACAUCAUGGAUGAUCCUUUCAUAAGGGAACACAUUGAAGAGCUUUUGCGAAACAUCAGAACACAAGUGCUUAUAAAAUUAAUUAAGCCUUACACAAGAAUACAUAUUCCUUUUAUUUCUAAGGAGUUAAACAUAGAUGUAGCUGAUGUGGAGAGCUUGCUGGUGCAGUGCAUAUUGGAUAACACUAUACAUGGCCGAAUUGAUCAAGUCAACCAACUCCUUGAACUGGAUCAUCAGAAGAGGGGUGGUGCCCGAUAUACUGCACUAGAUAAAUGGACCAACCAACUAAAUUCUCUCAACCAAGCCGUAGUCAGUAAACUGGCUUAACAGAGAACAAGCUUUUACAGACAUACUUAAGGCAACAGUGCAGAGAUGUAACCCUUAAAAGAACUGGGAAUGGCAAAACUACUGUCGGUUGAUGUGUCCUGAAAAUUAUUGGAGUUAUGGCAGAAGUGCUUUUUUUGAUCAACUGGUUUGUGUUUUGCUGCUGCAUUUAUCCCAAGAAAAAAAAAAAACAGCUUUAAUCUCCAGAAGAAAACCAAAAUGCCAUGGGAUUUAUGCUGUAUUGACAUCUUGCCCUAAAACAUACAACAUCAUAGUAAUUUGUCGUGGGCAACAUGACCAGAGAGAAGAUUUUUGUCAUGAUUUUAAACACACUGACACGCUACUGUUGGUUAAAUUUAAACAUGUUUUACCUGCAGAAAUUCUCUCACAAAUAACCUGCAAUAACUUGAAAUGCAUACCCUUUUGAACACUUCCUUUUCUCAUGUAUAAAUUAAAAUGUUUGCUGCAUUUUGCAAAAUGUCAAUUCUCCAAAAAUGUGUCCGUAUAUUUCUGUACCUGCAGUGUAGUAAAGGUUUAGAUGAAACCCCAUAAUUAUAGUGGCAUACUGUCACUUAGGUUUCAAGCAGCAAAAUAAACAGUGCAGCUCAGAAAUUGUAGUUUGGUUCUUGAUGUGUUUUUAUUACAUGUGGGGUUUUUGUUUUGUUUUUUAGUACCUUAGAAAUGUCAAAUUUUUCUUCAGUUAAUAAUUUUUAAAAGCCUGAAAGUAAAUAAGUUGGUUAUUUGCUUUCAAGUUUUUGAAAGUAGUCUUUAUUGAUAAGGAGAAUUAGUUUCUAACAAAAAACUUGCAUAAUACUUAACUUUGACAGUGAUACUUUAAAGGAAUAAUUUUGUUUUUAAAGAAUGAUACUCCUUUUUAAAAGACUCUAACUCUCAGAAUGUUCACUUUAAACAAAUAUGCCAGAAUAUAGACAGCUAAAUGAAUGUUACCCUGCAUAGUGAUCAUGCUGGAAAAUUAUUUCCUAAUUCCAGCAAUCUACCAUUGCUCAAAACCUCUUGGGUUUUACUCUUUGAGAAUUGCAUUCAGAGCUAAUUUAAGUCACACACACUGUUAACUUUAUGAUUACAUAAUUGUUAAAAUAUUAUCCAGCUUUUGUUCUGUGUGCUGUGCUGUGCUCAGUCAUGUCCAACUCUUUUUGCGACCCCACGGACUGCAGCCCGCCAGGCUCGUCUGUCCAUGGGAUUCUCCAGGCAAGAGUACUGGAGUGGGUUGCCAUUUCCUCCUCCAGAGGCUCUUCUGGAGACCUAGGGAUUGAACUCGUGACUCUUGCAUCUCCUGUAUUGGCAGGCAGAUUCUUUACCACUAGCACCACCUGGGAAGCCCUGAUUGUUCUAUAGUUAAACAUUAUUUGGCACCAAAUGUCUUUUUACUGUUUCCAAAAAUUAAAUCUAUCUUUGAGGUAAUAGUAGGAAUAUGCAACUGGCUUUGAAGGCAAUCCCAAAAGAGUUUUAAAGGUAUUUUGAGCAGUGGUAGCAUAGUUAAGAGAAUGAACUGUGGCCUUUGAAGGUGAUAACCUAAAAGGAGACACAGCUCAUUUGAAUGUAUUGAGUUUUGGAUGUAUUUGUUUCAUUUAAAAAAGUUCACAUUAUUUUAUAGUGUCGAAGGAAGAGCUAAGAUUAAGAUAAUUUCUUUGGUUUUUCUAUUGCUUGUUAUUAUGUAAAAAAGAGUGGCAGUUAAGAAGGAAGACUGUUAUAGCUAAAGAAUGACAACCAAGAAUUUUUGAACUUUAAAUCAGAUUUUAUAAACAGUGGAAGGAGCAUGGACUUAAAACAAGGCAUGCUUAUUCAAUUUUGUCAAAAUUUUACGAAAAUAUGUGAUAUAUAUUUAUACUAAAACUAUAUAAUCCUUAGAUUUAGGAGAGCAAUCAGUUAAUGUCUUUAGCAGAUUAAAGCAGUAUUAAAUACAGGUGCAACUUGAAAAUGUAGAAAACUGAAAGAAAAUGAAAGACAAUGUCUCUGGUAGGGAAUAAAAAAGUUUAAGAUAUUAUAAAA